CAACAUUAUAUUUUGCUGUAAAGGAUUAAACUGCUCAAUUGGAUCAAUCUCAAUUUGUUGCAGUUGCAUCCCUCUUGUGAAGCAGGAACUUGGUAACACUUUUUAACUUGGAUAUACUUUGAAUUACCAAUGGAUUUCUUAAACGAUUCUUUUUUUCCCCUCGGAGACACGAAUUCAACUACAACAACAGCUGUAGAUGGGUCCCUACACUGCAGCGCCAUCCUCCCUGUCAUCUUCGGCAUCAUCUGCUUUCUAGGCAUCAUGGGGAACUGUAUUGUGAUCUACACCAUCAUGAAGAAGACCAAGUGUCGUGCCAAGCAAACGGUUCCAGAUAUCUUUAUCUUAAACUUAUCAAUUGUUGAUCUCCUGUUUCUCCUUGGGAUGCCAUUCCUCAUCCACCAGCUGCUGGGCAACGGCACCUGGCACUUUGGAGCUGCGAUGUGCACGGUCAUCACAGCGCUUGACUCCAAUAGCCAGAUUGUCAGUACUUACAUCCUCACUGCAAUGACUCUUGACCGUUACUUGGCUACAGUCCAUCCCAUCCGCUUCAACUACAUCCGCACACCUUUUGUGGCAGCGCUGGUCAUUGGUCUUGUGUGGGCUUUGUCCUUACUCACUAUCAUCCCGGUGUGGAUGUAUGCAGGCCUGAUGCCUCUCCCGGAUGGCCUGGUGGCCUGUGCUCUCCUUCUGCCUGACCCAGUCACUAGCAUAUACUGGUUUACACUUUAUCAGUUCUUCUUGGCAUUUGCUAUACCUUUGGCCAUCAUCUGCCUGGUGUUCUUCAAAAUCCUCCAGCACAUGUCCGCCAGUGUGGCUCCACUGCCUCCACGGAGUUUGAGGGUGCGCACCAGGAAGGUGACACGGAUGGCAGUGGCCAUCUGCCUAGCCUUCUUCGUCUGCUGGGCCCCUUACUACAUCAUUCAGCUGAUCCACCUAGGAGUGAAGAAGCCAAGCGUAGCUUUCUCCUAUGCCUACAACAUAGCCAUUAGCAUGGGAUACGCUAACAGUUGCAUCAACCCAUUCCUCUUCAUUAUUCUCAGUGAGACCUUCAAGAGGCAGUUUCUCAGGGCUGUACGCCCAGUAAAUAGAAAGUUCCGUGUACACCCGAGUACCACAGAUGGCGCCAGUGUGAGUGUGAGAAUGAUACCCGAAGGGGCUCACCAGGAUCCACCCUCUGGGGAGAUGCCACAGUCCAACGAGGCCCCACAAUGAAUCAAAUCAAAAAUAAUUUCACCAUGUAUCACUGUGGAUCUGUGCAAGUCUCAAGCACGACAUAUGGGACAUUAGUACAAGUACUCAUAUUUCUGAACAGUAAUGUCUGCACAUCAACUCCAAUCACCAUUUUAUUAAAAAAGAAAAAGUUGUGUUAUUUUUUUUGCCUGAAUAAAAAUGUUCUUUCCCAUCAUUGAUAAUCAUGCAAAGGACCAUUUCACUGAUCCGACUGUAUGCAAAGCAACAUUAAUCUGCAUUUACUGGACAUCUUUCAGCCCGUCUCUCAACAGAAAGUUGGCAAUAUGAUCAUUUGAAUUCCACAUGGUUAUGUUAUCUUCCUCCAGGCCAAAUCCCCUCUGCUCUGCCUUGACCAUGAUGCAGUGAACUUUUAACCACAACAUUUUCCUUCAGAUUGGAUCAUCAUCAGUUCAAAACGUUUCUAAUGACUACACCUAAAUACCAAGGUCUCUUCCGGCCUGUCGUCAAAACUUCAAUGCUGAUUUAUUGUCACUGCAUGUGUCAGGGUUGCACAUGCAGUUAUAGUCUCUUUAUGCCACAUAAAAAAAGAAACUAUGUGGUAACAAGUGGAGUAAAUACUUAAUUACAUACUGUCCAUUAACACAUCAUUUACAACACAUAAGUCACUUUUAAUAUUUGACAUGUCUGUUGUUCAGAAACUUUAAUAUAAAAGGUUAUUCAUAUCAAUCUGCACAUUUAUAUUAUAUUACUGAGUGCAUCCAUGAAGAUUAACAAGAAGCUGUUUGCAGACAGUGCUUUAUUUGACUGAAUUAAUGGACAUUCUUGUUCUUGUGUCCUUCUGUGGUUUUCUGACCAAACAUCUUACCUUUGAAGAACAGAAUAAAGAAGGAGUCUGAACCUAAUGCUUUGAAUCAUAAGUAUCUAAAGACUGGAAUACAGAUUAGACAUUACUUAGCAGAGAAUAGUUCACUAUGGAGACCAUUAUAUAUCAACCCAUUCGCAGCAGAACUGAGGUAUGUUGUAAAAAGAUUUUACAUUGCUUUUCUCCUCUUUUGUAUGAUGCCUUUCAACCAGAUGACAUUUCACUAUAGAAACAUUGCUGAGGAGGUAACAUGAACUACGUAACUUCAAAAUGAGCUUUUAACCAAAUACAUGUUUUUUGUUGUUGUUGUUUAAAGCAAGAAACAUAUGAAAGACACAAAUUGGUAAACAGAAUUCACCUAAGGCCUACCGAUGUGAAAAACAAAGCAUACGUGACUUUUGGUUCUGUAACUAUCUUUUUCAAUAUACAUUUGCUGUGGAUGUUUUAUGUUUUUGCUUUGCAUGUCUGUUUGCUUAUUUGUCUGUUAUGAAGAUAUGCUAAACAAGUACCACCAUUUGGCAAAUUAUAGUCUAGUUUGAUGACAAUAUUCAAAUAUAUCCAUCCAACUCUUGCAUUAGCUUUGAUAGCUUGUUUUUGUUUGUCAGUUUCCUUCAGUAAUUCCACAACAAACUGUCACAUUGGAACAAUGCUUGUAAAUAUGACUCACCACACUCAGCAUGUGUAAAAUAAGAGAUUGUAGACAUCUUUACAAACCCAAAGAGGAAGAUAAAUAAAAUGUUGUUUUUUUCUAGUUCAUCUGAUAACAUUCAACAGUUGUGAUUCCUGCUGAGGAACCUCUUGAAUAAAAUGAAGUGAUGUUUUGCCAAGCUGUGACACUGCAUUUUCAGUAUCAAUUCACUCCGAAAUGUAAAGCCAUAAAUAUGCCGCAUUGGCUUUAGAUGAGC
Gymnodraco acuticeps is the source of this 2958-nucleotide messenger RNA. It is a transcript of the gene mchr1a, whose product is annotated as melanin-concentrating hormone receptor 1a. Gene Ontology annotation, cellular component: membrane; neuron projection. The transcript is spliced from 2 exons. Gene Ontology annotation, molecular function: melanin-concentrating hormone receptor activity; neuropeptide binding. The coding region runs from base 130 to 1212 and encodes 360 amino acids. NCBI's taxonomy places the organism in Eukaryota, Metazoa, Chordata, Actinopteri, Perciformes, Bathydraconidae. Gene Ontology annotation, biological process: neuropeptide signaling pathway. The record is from RefSeq and is a predicted model, not a curated record.